Cololabis saira (Pacific saury) is the source of this 4810-nucleotide messenger RNA. RefSeq names its product potassium voltage-gated channel, Shal-related subfamily, member 3 (gene kcnd3). The transcript is spliced from 8 exons. Bases 377 to 2308 code for a protein of 643 amino acids. Gene Ontology annotation, molecular function: protein binding; A-type (transient outward) potassium channel activity. Gene Ontology annotation, cellular component: membrane; neuronal cell body; voltage-gated potassium channel complex. The record is from RefSeq and is a predicted model, not a curated record. Gene Ontology annotation, biological process: protein homooligomerization; potassium ion export across plasma membrane. Lineage: Eukaryota; Metazoa; Chordata; Actinopteri; Beloniformes; Belonidae.
GCCAAGGUAAUACGGUCCUCACGGAGGAAUCCUCUCAUCAUUUCUCUUCUCGCAUAAUGGGAACUGAAUUAAAACAGCGGUGGUCCGUCGGUCAGCGGCACUUUUACGCUCUCACCUGAGUUGUGACUGUUUCCCUUUCUCUUCUUGGGUAAAUAACUUAUUUCCUGAUUUUUAUACAUAUUUUUUUUUUCCUGACACGCUUUCAGAAAUAAGAGAGAACAAAAACAAAACCGUCGACACGUAAAAUAAACUGCCCCCGGGAGCCAGCCGUGUUUCGGUGGAUGGAGAAUUUUGAACCGAUGGUGAAUGAGCUGAAGUCAAGCUGGUUGUGAAUUUGCUGGACUUCUUCCCCCCUACACCCCAAGCCGGACACAGCAUGGCGGCGGGAGUAGCGGCAUGGCUUCCCUUUGCCCGGGCUGCAGCAAUCGGCUGGAUGCCUGUGGCCAAUUUACCCAUGCCAGUAGCCCCCAUGGAAAAGAACAAGAGGCAGGAUGAGCUCAUUGUUCUUAAUGUCAGUGGACGGCGCUUCCAGACCUGGAGGAACACACUGGAUCGCUAUCCCGACACGUUGCUCGGCAGCUCAGAGAAAGAGUUCUUCUACAAUGAGGAGACCAAAGAGUACUUUUUUGACCGGGACCCUGAUGUGUUCCGCAGUGUGCUCAACUUCUAUCGUACAGGCAAGCUCCACUAUCCACGCUAUGAGUGUAUCUCCUCUUACGACGAGGAGAUGGCUUUCUUUGGCAUUAUACCAGAGAUCAUCGGAGACUGCUGCUAUGAAGAGUACAAGGACAGGAAGAGGGAGAACGCAGAGCGUCUGAUGGAUGACCAGGAAGACAACAAAGAUGCUAAGCUGCCCAACAUGACCUUCAGGGAGACCAUGUGGCGAGCUUUUGAAAAUCCUCACACUUCCACCAUGGCCCUGGUCUUCUACUAUGUCACUGGGUUCUUCAUCGCCGUCUCUGUCAUCACCAACGUGGUGGAGACCGUGCCCUGUGGUUCAGCGCCCGACCAGAAGGAAGUGCCAUGCGGUGAGCGCUACACCGUGGCCUUUUUCUGCAUGGACACAGCCUGCGUAAUGAUCUUCACCGUGGAGUAUCUGAUGCGCCUGUUUGCUGCGCCAAACCGCUACCGCUUCAUGAGGUCCGUCAUGAGCAUCAUUGAUGUGGUGGCCAUCUUACCUUACUACAUCGGACUGGUCAUGACUGACAACGAGGACGUGAGCGGGGCCUUUGUGACUCUCCGUGUUUUCCGCGUGUUCCGUAUCUUUAAGUUCUCGCGCCACUCGCAGGGCCUGCGCAUCUUGGGCUACACACUGAAGAGCUGUGCCUCGGAGUUGGGCUUCCUGCUCUUCUCCCUCACAAUGGCCAUAAUUAUCUUUGCUACCGUCAUGUUCUACGCAGAGAAGGGUUCAAGCUCUAGCAAAUUCACCAGCAUCCCAGCAUCCUUCUGGUACACCAUCGUUACUAUGACAACGCUCGGGUAUGGAGACAUGGUUCCUAAGACGAUUGCAGGGAAGAUCUUUGGUUCAAUCUGCUCUCUGAGUGGGGUGCUGGUAAUUGCCCUCCCUGUCCCUGUCAUCGUGUCCAACUUUAGCCGUAUCUAUCACCAGAACCAGAGAGCAGACAAGCGGCGGGCGCAGAAAGUACAGAAAGCCCGCUUGGCCAGGAUACGAAUAUCCAAGACAGGAAGCUCGAAUGCUUUCCUCCACAGCAAGCGCAACGGCAUGUUCAACGAAGCGCUAGAGCUCACGCAACUUCCAUACAAGAUGAACCUUUCAGAUCAGGGCUCCACUGAGGAAGAGCAACGCCUAAGCAAGUCUACAUCUCUUUUAGAGAGCCAGCACCACCACCUGCUGCACUGUCUGGAGAAAACCACAAACCAUGAGUUUGUGGAUGAGCAGUACUACCAGCAGAGCUACCUUGAAUCGGGGCUGCAGAAUUACCCGUCUCAAAGCCCCUCCCUCUCCAGCCAAGAUGGUGUAACAGGGACGUGCUGCAGCCGCCGAAACAAGAAGCACAACACCCCUUUACCGAAUGCCAGUGCCCCCGCACACAUGAAGCCUUUGACGCACACACACACACACCAAGGCUUGCAGGAGCUCAGCACCAUCCAUAUUCAGCCCCUCAGCACCAGCCGUUCCAGUCUGAACAUGCGCGUAGAUGAGCCAGCACCUCUGAACUGCCAGAGCAGCCAGAUUACCACAGCAAUCAUCAGCAUUCCCACACCGCCAGUGACAACUCCUGAGGGCGAUGCUCAUCUGCCUGCUGGCCCCACUCACCAAAACGUUGUGAAGGUGUCCGCACUUUGAAGACUGGAGUGCAGGCGCAUCACACAGACAGACAGGUGAAGACUCACUGAAACAGACUGAGGGACAGAGGAGGACUGAUGGAGAAGAGCGCAUUCAGAGUCUCGGUGUGGCCCUGGUGGAGCCUGCCCUCUACUGGUCAUGUACUGUAACAGCACAGACUCCCCUGCACAGGAGGAUGGCUUUUAGACACAGUGUCUUCAUGUUAGUGGUUGGCCCAUGUGUGCGUGUGAGUGAAAGAGUGGGCAAGAUAGAUGGGAUGUCUUUUAAGACAAGGAAGUGAUUGAGUAAAUGUGUGCUUCUGAGUGUCAGAGGUGAGUUCAUGUGUCACUGUGCACAAAGCACCUUUUUGUAUGAGUUAUGCUUCAGUUUCAUUUUUUAUUUCUAGCAGGAGAUAUAAGGGAAUAUUGAAAAACCUCAAAGGGAAAGAAAGAAAACACCAUUCUAAUGUGUUUCCCCCUCAAUUUUCAUCCUGACCCUUUAUUUUGUGUCCUUUUGGUCCUCUUAUACACCACAGAUCUAAUAAUAUUCCACUUGAGUAUAAAUUCUUCAAAAAUAUUAAAUGCGGUAGGUGUCUCUGUGAUGGCAUUACAAAUGAAUUUUGUAUUUGUGAAUGAGUGUAUGUGAAUUUUUGCUAGAUAGAGGAAUUAUUCUGUUUCUGAAAGUAGGUGUGUGUGUGUGUGUGUGUGUGUGUGUGUGUGUGUGUGUGUGUGUGUGUGUGUGUGUGUGUGUGUGUGUGUGUGUGUGUGUGUGUGUGUGUGUGUGUGUGUGUGUGUGUGUGUGUCUGUCAGUUGAUUGAUAACGUGUGUUUCAAAUCUUCUGGAAGUCGCUAUGGCUCAAUAUAUGGUAUAAUUGACUAGCUGCCACUCCGAAAGGUUCAUUGCACAUAUUUCUGUCCAAAAUUCUCAGCUUAAAAGCUCUCACAAAGUAUGUGCCUGUUAUACUGUAGUAGAAAGCAUAUAUGUAUAUAUACAGUAUAUAUAUAUACGUUAUAUAUGCUUUUGUUUUAUCUCGAAUUUCUCCCUACUCUUUCCCCCUUUUUUUUGGCUUUUACAGCCUCACUGACCUCAAAAUAUCCAAUUUCAUCAACAAAGAAACCAAAACGAAAGCUUUCAUUUUGACCUUAACAUCCAGAAUUAUAAGCACAAGACGUUUGCUGAGAAUUUCAGACACAAAUCUGCCCUGAGCCUGUGAUCUUUGUGAAUAUUGUUAAUAGAAUAUUUUGUAAUAUUUGACCAUCGUUUGGCAGAACCAGUGAAGCUGUCCUCUCGUUCUCACUCUUCUUGAUUCGCCUCUCUACAUCCUUCUCUCUUGUUGUUGUCCUGUUGUAUCCCUUCCUUCUGUGUAAACAACAGUAUGCUUUCACUAGUCUUUAAAGCUGUCAACGUUUUUAAUCCCUCAAACUCAGCAAGCAUUUUUUUAAGAGUUGUUGAGUAUCUGUGUGGUAAGAAAACUUGGUGUUUGUACUUUUUGUCCUCCUCGGUGUUUCAAAUGAUUUUUUUUAAUAUAUACUUUUAUCUUCUGGAGACUUUAAAGCAGGGAUGUCAGUUGUCAAGGUGACCGCAGAGACAUGGAGGACACCGGAUGAACCAUCCACAGAUCUCUGUCAGCAAAGCAUGCUGUUCUGUCCGUUCCCCUGAUACAUAGGUUCACAAUAACUUCUAACUGAAGUCAGCUUUUGUAACUACUGAUGAACUGUGGGCAUUUUGGCAAAAACUGCUGCAAAUCUUUUAAAGCUUUUUCCUCUUGAAUUUCAUUUCCAGUUAAGGAGCCUUGGAGACAGUUAGGUCUUACUUUAGGUUGAUGAGGCCGCACCAAAACAGGGAGGAGAAGGCCGAGUGGUAGCAAACAUACCAUCCAAUUAUGCUCUGCACAGUGAAAAAACAUGAAAGUGAUCUAGAGCAUGCACACAUGGCUGCAGGUGACCUACUGUCUGCAAUUUCAAAUCAGCACUGGACAGUUCUCAUAUAAUUAUUAUGUUUGCCCAGGUGUAGUUGAUGUUUCUUAAUGCAAAAUCAGACUAUUUCUAACAAGUGUUAAACUAGAAGCACAUGCAGUUGGUGGAUAUAUAAACAUGUGGUAUGUAUACACACACACACACACACACACACACACACACACACACACACUAUAACACACACACACACAAUCUUUUAGCAACAUACCAGUGCAUCAAUUCAUGAAACUAAGUCUGUUGGACUUCUUUCUUGUAUUUCAGCUUUUGCUGAUCCUGAGGUUAGUACCAGCCCAAAGAAUCCCGAGACUAGUCCACAGAGUUGGGACAGGAUGUGUUUACCGCUGGUAUUCCAAGUAGUGACCUAGUACUAUUGUUGGUAACUCAGUACUCUACAUGGUGACAGCUGCCUACAUCCAGUAUCAGUGUUUAGUCAAACCGUGCGCAAAUUUAUAUGGAGAAAAAAAGAAGACAAGCACGGGCAGUAAACGCUUUCUCAGUGUAUUUGUAAGAGUGAGGUUACUUCACAGCAUCAAGUAUGAAGUUAGAUU